CCAAGAUGGCGGCGGCGAUGGCGGCGGUGGCGGGCGGUGUGUGAGAGCUCCCGCGGCCCCCCGGCCCCGGCGGGAUGUGCGAGACCUACUCCCGCUGGCUGCUGCGGGUGUCGGUGGCGCAGAUCUGCCAGGCCCUCGGCUGGGACUCGGUGCAGGUCUCGGCCUGCGACCUCCUCACCGACGUGCUGCAGCGGUACCUGCAGGGGCUGGGCCGGGGCUGCCACCGCUACUGCGAGCUCUAUGGCCGCACAGAUCCGAUUUUGGAUGACGUAGGCGAUGCCUUCAAGCUUAUGGGGGUUAACCUGCAUGAGCUGGAAGAUUACAUACACAAUAUUGAACCUGUCACUUUUGCACAUCAAAUCCCUUCGUUCCCCGUCAGCAAGAACAAUGUCCUCCAGUUCCCCCAGCUGGGAAGUAAGGAUGCAGAAGAGAGGAAGGAGUACAUCCCUGAUUACCUGCCACCUAUUGUCUCCUCUCAAGAAGAAGAGGAAGAGGAGCAGGUUCCUACCGAUGGAGGUACAUCUGCAGAGGCCAUGCAGGUCCCACUGGAAGAAGAAGGAGAUAUGGAAGAGGAUGAGGCAAUUAAUGAUGAGAACUACUUGAGCAAGAGACCAUUAGAAAGUCCUGAUGCUGAGGAAUUCCCACCUGUGAAAAGGCCGAAACUGUCUGUUUCCAAAGGGGACGCCUUGGACGGGACUGUGGAAGCACGUGAGCCUCUUAGCUCAAUAAAUACACAAAAAGUACCACCAAUGCUUUCUCCAGUUCACGUUCAGGACAGUACAGACUUAGCUCCCCCUUCACCAGAACCACCAAUGUUGGCUCCCAUUGCAAAAUCCCAAGUACCGACCCCCAAAACUUUAGAGGCAAAGCCGUUUGUACCCAAAACGAAGUCCAAAACAAGUUCUCCAGGACAAAAGACAAAAUCACCGAAAACUACACCCUCACCAGUGGUAGCUGGGAGUCCCAUUUGUUCACCAAAAACUGGAUCCAAAGAAAAAAAGUCACCAGGUCGUGCCAAGAGCCCCAAAAGUCCUAAAAGUCCAAAGGUUCCUGUGCACGUUCCGCAACCACCUGUGAAGCCUGAAACACCGAGUAGACCCCCUCUGGCUGCAUUGAGUGAGAAGAUAGGAAAAGAAAAUAUUCAAGUGAAACAGGGACAGACACCACCUGAGCCUGCCCCCAAGCCAAAUAUGGACAACCAGGUGAAGAAAGUCCCAGUCAUGGACAAGACCAUUGAUGAUUCAAUCGAUGCUGUGAUUGCUCGUGCGUGUGCCGAACGAGAACCGGAUCCCUUUGAGUUUUCCUCUGGGUCCGAAUCAGAAGGGGAAAUUUUUACCAGUCCUAAGAGACUUUCUAUUUCAGAGUCUACAACUCCUAAGCCUUCUGUUCCUGCCAAUAAUGCAAAUAAGGCAGGAGCAACUCCAAUACCUGCCUCAGGUGGGACUUCAAGUUCAGACAUUUCAUGGACAAUGGAUGACUCAAUUGAUGAGGUCAUUCGGAAGGCAAACAUGGGGACACCUUCUAAUCCACCUACCAACUUCACUUAUUUUUCCUCUCCUUCUGCUUCACCUCCAACUCCGGAGCCUCUUCUCAAAAUCUAUGAGGAGAAAACCAAGUUGGCUUCAUCGACAGAAGUGAAAAAGAAAUUGAAAAAAGAGCUGAAAACUAAAAUGAAGAAGAAAGAAAAGCAAAAAGAAAAAGAUAAAGAGAAGAACAAGGAGAAAAAUAAGGAGAAGGAAAAGAACAAGGAGAAAGAUAAAGACAAAGAAGGAAACAAGGAAGCCAAGUUUCAGUGGAAGGAACUGCUCAAAGAGGAUGAUCCUGAUCCAUAUAAAUUCAAACUAAAGGACUUUGAGGAUGCUGAGACAAAAGUAAAGUUGAAAGAUGGCAAUACCAAAAAAGAGAGAGAAAAACAUAAAGAUAAAAAGAAAGAGAAAGAGAAAGGCAAAAAGGACAAGGAUAAAAAAGACAAAGAGAAACUCAAAGAUAAGGGUAAGGAAGAUAAGAUAAAGGUACCAUCAGCACCUCUUGUGUUACCUCCCAAAGAAAUGUCUAUGCCCUUGUUCAGCACACCAUCUGCCAUGAGGCUUCCCAGCAUGUUACCUUCCUUGUCUCCCAUGCUACCGGAAAAACUAUUUGAGGAAAAAGAGAAACCAAAAGAGAAGAAGAAGGACAAAAAAGAGAAGAAGAAAAAGAAAGAAAGGGAGAAGGACAAAGAAAAGGAAAAGAAGGAGAAGGAAAAGGAGAGGAAAGAAAGAGAAAAGAAAGAGAAAGAAAAGGAGAAACACAAACAUGAAAAGAUAAAGGUGGAACCAGUUGUUCCAGCUCCAUCACCGGUUAUUCCUCGGCUGACUUUAAGAGUGGGCGCAGGCCAAGACAAGAUAGUCAUCAGCAAAGUGGUGUCAGCUCCAGAGGCCAAACCUUCCACACCCGCGGCGCGGCCCAAAACGCCUCCGCCUGUGCCAUCGCCGGUGCCAGCUCCUGUUCACGUCACCCCUCCUCCGGCUCCAGCUCCUCCUCCUCCACAGGCCACCAUCUCACCAGUGCUGAUCCCACCACCCUCCCCAGCUGUGUCAGCAGCUGGAGGCUCCAAAGCUCCCGUUCGGAGCGUGGUGACCGAGACUGUCAGUACUUACGUGAUCCGAGACGAGUGGGGUAACCAGAUCUGGAUCUGUCCUGGCUGUAACAAGCCAGAUGAUGGCAGUCCAAUGAUAGGCUGUGAUGACUGCGAUGAUUGGUAUCACUGGCCUUGCGUUGGGCUUACGGCUGCACCCCCAGAAGAGAUGCAAUGGUUCUGCUCCAAGUGUGCCAACAAAAGGAAGGAUAAAAAACACAAGAAGAGGAAGCACAGGGCACACUGAAGGCUUGGCAGGCGACUGAAGUCGUGCGGUCACUGUGGCACCUCCUGCCCCGACUCGGCUGCGGGAGGGAUCCACCCUGCCCGUGUCCCCCGCGGCUGCCGGGAUUGUGUCUCUGCAGUGAAUCAGGGGCGAAGAGAUGCCCUUGGUCAGGGGCUGUUGGGUUUCACAGACUGUCCGAGCCCAGGGCGUUGGAUUUUGGUACAUUCUGAUGCUGUUCCUUGCCCCUGCUGAGGGGAGUUUGCACAGAGCGCUCUGAAGACUUCGGUGGUUCCUGGGACCGCUCCCGCUCCUAUGGCUCGGCAGCAACACGGAUGAAUGUUGUAAAUACAAAUAUCUGUCCUACUCUUUCUCGAUUUGUUAUUAAUUCCUCUUGAACCUUUGCAGUAAGGUGCUGAGAGGAGGAGAAAAUGUAAAUUGCAGUAAGUUGUAAACUGAGACAACCUUCUGGAAUGAUUUCUGUAGUCUGGAUACAGUUCAGCCUCAACUCUUGCUGAGCCAGAUAAUCAUAAUGUGGAAAUAAAAAGUGGCUGGUAAAUA
Molecule: messenger RNA, 3398 nt
Organism: Hirundo rustica (Barn swallow)
Lineage: Eukaryota; Metazoa; Chordata; Aves; Passeriformes; Hirundinidae
Gene: TAF3
Product: TATA-box binding protein associated factor 3
Exons: 7
Coding region: 75-2861 (928 amino acids)
Cellular component (GO): transcription factor TFIID complex
Molecular function (GO): protein heterodimerization activity
Source: RefSeq, a predicted model, not a curated record